UCUUUCAGCGUCGGCGUCUGAGCAUGACGCGCACGCGCUUGCAUAUUAUUACCUAUAUGCCGUACAAGAUAACAAAACGACACAAUAUGUAUACAUAUGAGUUGUAAGACUAAAUGUUGAUUAUAAAAAUAGUGCAGCUGUGUUUCGAUAUUAUUAAAGUGUCAUAUUAACAAAUAAAAAGUGCAAAAUGUGGUUUGUUAUUGUUUUGGGUUUAUUAACUUCAGUGAAUUGUGAAAAAAUGAAUGCGGCUUGCUGUCUACCGGAACAGGGUUUCUUUGUGAACGAGGAGAAUGUUUGUGAAAAUACCGUUACCAAAAUUCGAUCACCGACACGGCUGCCAUGUAACGACACGGAACAAAUAUCCAUGACCAUUUUCAAUUUCACGAUAAAAGAUGAUGGGACUCUCACUAUAGUAGAUGAAAACUUUGACACCGACGUUGAAUAUGAAAAAUAUUGUAUAGCAAGCAAUGUGGUAAAUGAGACGGAAGGCGUGCUUGUGUUUUGCGCCGAAGAGGAAGACAAGAUUAUACCAGACAAUGUACUCGAAUAUUGUAUGAUUGUUUCCGUCAUAUUUCUUACGUUUACAGCUAUUAUUUAUUGCAUAUUGCCAGAAAUAAGAGAUCUCCAAGGAAAAAGUAUCAUCAAUUUCUGUCUAAGCUUGGCCACUGGUCUUGGAAUUUUAGUUAUAAUGAAAUUAAUGGAAUAUUCGGAUAUGAAUCUUUGCGCUGUACGAGGAUUUUUGACAUACUUCUUUUUACUUGCAAGCUUUUUCUGGAUGAACGCUAUUGCGUUGCAAAUAAUGUUGUAUAUAAAACGACCAUUCAUGCAUGAUUACGGCUGGAGACCAUUCAUCUGGUAUGCACUAUACGCAUGGGGGUGUCCCACGGUUUUAACUAUAUGUAUGGCGAUCGUUAACUUCCACCCCGGAAAACACCAGAAACCUGGCAUUGGUCUGAACUCGUGUUGGUUCUUUAAUAAGCGCCAGCAGUGGUAUUACAUGUAUAGUGUUAUGUCGAUUAUAAUAAUUUUGAAUAUAAUCAUAUUCAUUUACAUAUCUAUAUAUAUGUGGAGACAAAAAUUCUCAUCGACGCAUGUAAAGGCAAUGCGCUAUAAGUUUAUGAUGUCUGUAAGGCUCUUUGUUCUAUUGGGAUUACCCUGGAUAUCUGAAAUGAUCAGCACAUUAUCGACGGCAAGUAUCGUUUGGGUAGUUUUGGAUGUAUUUAACACGCUGCAGGGGCCAGUGAUAUUUUUGGUUCUGGUUGUAUUCCGCCAACGUGUUGUAAAGGCGCUAUAUAAGAGAGGUUAUUUGGAUUGCAUCUCAGGAGUGGUUGAGAGAUAUUUGGCGGUAGCAGACGACGACGAAGAUAUUGUUCAGCACACAGCCGACGUUGCAUUAGAUGACCGAAAGUUAGACAUGUGAAAAAUAUACACAUGAAAUAAAAAGAGUAACAUAGCGGUUUAUUAAAUAUACCAUCAAAACUCUAAAAUAUAUAUAGUGAAAGGCUUUCAAUGUAUUUUUGAUAAAACUUCGAGCUUCUUGAAUACAUGUGCUUGAAAAUAAUGAAAAAUAUGAAAAAGUGGUUCAUACGCGAAAAGUUUAUUUACUUCGUAAUUGCGUUUUUAAUGAUUCUGCUUACAACGAGGCAUGGAGACUGGAGAGUGAUUCAUCGCGUAGUGCCUGUUGUUAUGCAAAUUUGCGUACAAUGAAGUCUCAACUUUAAGCAAAUCGUCGUCCACAUUUAUUAUCAUAUUAUAUUAUACUACAUCUUUAUAACAUGUGUGAAUAAAAAAUAAAUAAACAGACAAAACAGGUUCAAAACUGGACAAAACAGGACAAGACAGGUUUUUUAAAGGAACAAAAAAAAGUUACAUACAAUCUGCUAAGAAUAUUGAGCUACGUAGGUCAUUCAGUUUAACUACAAGUAAUAUUUGAACAAAUGUGUACUACAGAUAACAUAAUUGCAACAGCAUUAUGAUUUAAAAUAGCAAUUUAAACUUUUGCGCCAACUUCAAAACUUCAAAGUACCUCAACCUUCAUGUCUACAGUCUACAUGUGCCGUUUGAGCAAACACAUGUUUUUACAAAUAUGUUUGUGCCAAUAUAUUUUGUGUCGUGUAUAUUAUCCUGCUGUCUGUCGUGUCUUUAGUUAUAAAGGAUAAACUAGUCGAUGAGAUACAACAUAGAGUAAUCUAGUCCAAAGACUUAAUAAAUGUUUAAAUAUAUAAAUAUUCAUAAUAAGUUAUAAAUUUUCCAGUAUUAAGAGUCCUACUAUUUUAAAUAAAAGAAAGAAAAACUAGUGUGUGUUUCCCCGGCGAAAUUUCGAAUUUUUUAAACAUAAUUUGGCAGAUAUUAAUCGAAUAUAAAUUUAUGUCAGUUUUGAGUGACGUAAGUUAAGUACGUGAGGAGGGGUAAUUGUGUAUACAUAAAUUGAAUUUUGGAAGUCGUAAGACUCCGAAGUUACCAAGAUGGAUCGACGUUUGCGCAAUCGCUGGGUCUCUGGAGCUGGUACCGAAUCUUAUAACAUAUACGUACCUACUACAUUUUGUGAAUGUUAAGUUUGAUGUUCCACUUCGAAUAGUAGGCGUAUCAAUGACGGUUUGGACUAUCAAUGACGAAUAUCUAGACGGACAAAUUUAAAAAUUGGACACUGACGACAUUACAUAUAAAAUAUGUGCCAAAGAAAAUUAUACAAAUUCGAAACUUAGAUCCUGAGAAACACACACACAAAACAAGUACGUAACAUCUCAUAAACACUGUUUGUAAUGUAAUCUUUUGUUGUGUGUGAGUUACGUAAUUACUUGAAUUAACCUCAAUGUUAUUCUGAUUCAAAUAAAGUUUCUACAUGAUGAAUAUAUAAUAUUA
This is a messenger RNA of Zerene cesonia (dogface butterfly), 2862 nucleotides long. Its product is annotated as G-protein coupled receptor Mth2-like. The transcript has 8 exons. The record is from RefSeq and is a predicted model, not a curated record. Bases 188 to 1420 code for a protein of 410 amino acids. Lineage: Eukaryota; Metazoa; Arthropoda; Insecta; Lepidoptera; Pieridae. Gene Ontology annotation, molecular function: G protein-coupled receptor activity. Gene Ontology annotation, cellular component: membrane. Gene Ontology annotation, biological process: G protein-coupled receptor signaling pathway; cell surface receptor signaling pathway.